GCAAGACUUUCUCGCGAAAUCAUGGAAGUCCUGCCGUGUCCUGUCAAUGUGGACUUCAGCAACACCCGAGCUGGAAGCGAGACGGACGAAUUGGACGGUGCCUGUCAGGCGCUGGCGAAGAGGCUGGAGGUUGAACUCAGGAGGGCUAAACACGCCCAGCUGGCUUGCGGCGAGGUCCUCCUACCUGCCGAUUUGCUGCCCAAGAUAGCCAAAGAUGUACUUACGAUGGCAGAGAAUGAGCCCUGCGGCCUUCGAGGCUGUACGUUGUUUAUUAGCUUCGAAACGGACAGCAUGUGCCGCAAACUGUCGAGAAUACAGUGCGAUCCCAGUACUGUGUCGACGUUCGAGCUCUAUCUCACGCUGAAACAGGACCACACGUCCUGGCACAUGCUGCUGCCUCAAUUCUUAAAAAAUCUCACACGUGGCGGUACCAUCAUGAUCAGUAGGGACUUCACUUUGCAAAAGAAGAAACUCUACAGGUCUUUCCAGCAAUCUCAUUGAAGUGUCUCGGGAUCACAUACCGGGGUUUUGCACGUUGUAACGAUCACCCGUUUUGCCUAAACGGGUGCGGCCAUUUUUGUCAGUUAUUGCCCUAUAGGCGUCGGCCAAAUUCAUACAAUAUCGAAGACCAGGAAAGAAAAAAAAAACUAAGACGGCGGAAGCAGAGAACCUGAGGUUAGAUUUCGUCGUUGUAAUGGCACGCUGUAAAAUUCGCGUAUCAUGGUCGCGAUCGUGCGAGGUGUUGCGUUUAACCCUUUAACUUGGAGAUUACAUUUGAAUUUUCUAUAUAAAUGACACAUUUCACUUAUAAGAAACAGUAGAAACUUUUUGAACAAAGGUACUCGCACGUACAAGUGCAGGACUGAGAUCGUUCUGUGUGUUUAGAAUUUAUUCAAUGGAUGUGUAAAGAAAUGAAGUAGUUCGUAGAAAUGCUGCUUUACGGUGUAAAAAUAGUUGCAGUUUGAACGCAACAGAUUUAUGAAAGUUAGAUCUCGUGUCCAAGAUCUAGUGAUGUAUGGAUCUAAAGGUUGAAGAAUCUAGACGUCCACAGAUCUAAUAGUUUAAAAAAAUUGGAUUUAAAAAAUAAAAUUCAGACAUCUUAACCUGUGAGAUUAAUCCGAAAUUAUAAAGAAUUCGGCUGAAUUACAUUUAAUUGUAAUCUAGAAAAUAAGUAAACAAUUAGAUUCGAAGGACGCUAGAAUUAAAAAAUAUUUGCAAAGCUAGUUUAUAAGAUAUGUAGAAUUUGACGAUCGUUGGAGUUGAGGAUCGUAGAAUUUAAGCUUUCCAAAAUCUAGGGAUCUAGAUUUGGAAUUAGAAGUAUUGUAACGGUAAGGAUGAAUCUAACAUAUUUUCACUGUUGAAUGGCGAUUCAGUUAAAGGGUUAAUGACAACACCAUCGCUCUUUUGUUCUGCUGUCACCAUGCAAUACUGUAUUCAAGGAGAGAGGCCUAUUACGCGUUCGAUAAUUGUGAUAGCGCGCGAGACAAGUUCUAAUAGUAGUAGAUCUUAUAUCGCGAGGAGUGGUCUCUCGCAUCUUCGUUCUUGAAGAGGAUAUGUGAUUAUAAGACUUGUAACAAAUUUCACGUGAUACGUAGCAAGUAUAAUUAGUUUUUAGAGCGCGUUUUACUGAUUAAUCGUAGUCAGGUAGCUAUUAGUCGCGUCGGAUGUUUAGUGAUGAUCCUUCGAAGCUCGUGUGUCUCUCACGGACGAGCACACAUUGUCCAUUUUUCAUUGUGAAAUGCGAAAUGAUUAUGCUGGAAUGUGUGACAGCAUAUUCUCCAAAUAGUAACCUUUUAUGAAAAUCUUGCAGGAUAGUCCCAAAGAGAAAUAGAUCCUAAUGAGACUAUCAUUUUGUGAUUAAUCAAGUCACUAUUGAUAUUAACAUAAGAAUAAUUCGAAUAUAUAAUCAUAUAAUCGAAUUAUCUUACAUUGAGAAGCGUAAGAACUCGAAUAAUAAUCCACAUUUUCCAAUUAAUUUUUACAUUUUCUGUCAAACUUUCGAAAACAUUUUUUUCUUAAAAACCAACAAAAGUAAUUUCAGUAGGAUGUUCUCAUAAUGCACGUUUUUUGGGACAUCCUGUAUAUCCUGUUGGUAAAUGAUACAGAUGUUCAGCCCAUACUGUCAUUCCAUCGAUCGAUCUUUCUCCCUCGUCAUUUUCUCCCUUCAUAACAGUCGCUAUGUGAAAAAUCUCAUUACUUUAUAAUAACAUCUUCUCUCGAUGUCGCGAUGCUAAUUAUCAUUUCUGCGAUAUCAUUGAUAAAUAUAUUAAUAUUUGUCUCAUUACCGGGUGAUUCGUCUCGACAGUAAUUUAUUUAAGCCAUCGAAUUUGUUGGCGCAAAGCAAUAUGCUUUUGCCUUCUGUAUUGUUAGUGCGUAAUAUUUUGUUUCAGUUAAAUUUCAAUAUUUCGUGUUUCGAGAUUUUGAUUCUGCGAAUAUGAAAUUAUUUCGAUGAAUUCUGUGAAAAGCUUGUGAAACUCGUCACAGAUUUUUCGUUUAAUUUGCGGGACUAAGAAAAGAACCUGUAACGAGAUAGAGUAAAGCGGUGCAAUUUCUAACACUUCAGAAAAUAUCUUAGACUUAUUACAUUAAGUGACAAAAAUCAAUCUUACUGUCUAACGGAUAGUUAAAAUUGUGUAAAAUCGUAUAUAUAUAUAUGCAGACUAAUGGAGUAAUUAUAUAUCCACUAAGCUAGAUGAACUACAUUUCUCGGUGUAAUCUGAGAGAUGAUCCAUCUUGAAACUGUAUCGCUUCAACUCUGUAGCUUCAAAUAGAUUUUCACAGAGAAACAAUGACGAGAUGAGCUCGCUUUUGCUGUUUAACGUGUUGAAAGGGACGAAAGAUUAGAGAGAGGAUUAACGUUCUGCUAUUAAAUUAUUGUUCACAAUCUUCGCUUCAAUUUGUCAUGUUAUUAUAAUAUUAUUCGUUGACUACCGUACGUACUACUACUCACGUUGUGGUUAAUACCUGUUCGCGUUUUCUUUGUGUCUAGAUUUUUUUUACUUCUUUACCCUUUUUUCGUUUUUUUUUUUACUUUGCUUCGGUCGCUUUUCGUCGUAGUGCGAUUAAAGACCUUAGUGGCGGUAUUGUGAUAUUAAGAAUUACGAAAUGAUUAAGAGAAAGAAACAAGUGUGUGAUUAUCGUUAGGAUUUAGAUUAAAGACGCUCGUAUAAAGUUUUCUUCGCGGGGUCGAGAGAAACGUGUUGCGUAGGGAUACAAUCCCUUCCGUUUUACCUUCGCGCACAAGAGAGAAAAAGUACAUUGAAAUUGAAAACCUCUUCGUGGUAUACUUACAAAGGAUGGCGACGCUUUAACCGGUGAAUCGAAUAUUUAUAUCAGAAAGUGAGAUUUCCUUUUACGAACUGAAUUACAACAGGAUGUGUACCGCAACGAGACUCAAUGGAAUUAGAUUGAACUCGGAUUUUUUUUGUGAUAAUGUGGAGCUGUCUCUUUAAAAAUCGGCGAAGCAAAAAACCGAUGCUGUUGCAAUGAAAUUCACUGUUUAAGAGGAAAACUGUAU
Mycetomoellerius zeteki is the source of this 3517-nucleotide messenger RNA. Its product is annotated as protein charybde. Bases 22 to 501 code for a protein of 159 amino acids. The transcript has 4 exons. The record is from RefSeq and is a predicted model, not a curated record. NCBI's taxonomy places the organism in Eukaryota, Metazoa, Arthropoda, Insecta, Hymenoptera, Formicidae. Gene Ontology annotation, cellular component: cytoplasm. Gene Ontology annotation, biological process: apoptotic process; negative regulation of signal transduction; regulation of TOR signaling.